AUGGAGCUUAGGCCCAGACUGUGGAGACGAACGGUUCUCAGCUGCACUACAUCCACCAUGUCCGGAAUGAUCUGCAACUCGUCGGGAAUGAUCUGCAACUCAGACCUAGAGUUUAACUCGCUGAAACCCUGCUUCUACUCAGAAGAAGAUGACACCUACUUUGAUGUUCAAAACUCGACACCUCCAGAGGAGGACAUCUGGAAGAAGUUUGAACUGUUGUCCACCCCUCGGAUGUCACCUGACCGUGCCUUGGCAGAACACAGCCUGAAGCCGGUGAACUGGGCCAGGGAGAUGUUACUGCCUGAGGUCGACCUAUGGAAUAACCCUGCCGAGGAGGAAGUUUUGGGCCUUGGGGGCCUCCGUGGCUGCACCAGCAAUCUGAUCAUCCUUCAGGACUGCAUGUGGAGCGGCUUCUCCACCCAGGAGAAGCUGCCAGAAGGCUACAGGUCCCUGGCCACUGGACCGGUUACCACUGCCAGCUCUGCUGGCCACAUGCGCAGUGGGACAGGCGUGGAGCACGAGAAAGCAGCUGCGCUCACAGAGCUCUCCCAACUGGACUUGGAGUGUGUGGACCCUGAUGUGGUCUUCCCAUCAUAUAUAUACGAGCCUAUGCCUGUACCCACCAUCCCCACCAGUACAGGUGCAAUGAUGAGCCUUGGUGACCACUUGGGGUUCAGCACUUCCCUAGAGGACUUCCUGAGCAACUCAGGUUCUGUGGAGGAAGGCGGAGAGGAAAUCUAUGUGGCCUGGGUAGAGGAGACACAGUUCUCCAAGACUGUCACCGGGCUCCCCGCCGUGGCGCAUCAGGAGAACCCAGCGCUGAGUCCCAGGUACGCGCAAUCCAGCGAGCAGAUCCUCAAGCUCUGCGAACUCAUUCAAGAGCUACACAACUAUGCCGCGCCACCAUUGCCCUAUGUGGACAGGGAGGACACUCGGCCUCAGAAGAAGCGCAGGAGCCGCGCUUCGCGAAAGUCCCUCAAACGCGUCCUCCAACCAAAGGCUCGGAGGUUGGGAUCCCGGAACAACUCAAACCACAACAGGAUGGAGCACCAACGCUGUGAUAUUAUACACUCCAGCUUCCUGGACCUCAGGGACCUUGUGCCUGAGCUGGUGCAUAAUGAGAAGGCCACCAAGAUGGCCAUCCUGAAAAAAGCCACCAAGUAUAUUCACAUUCUGCAGGCUUAUGAGUCCAAGCUCCUGGUGGAAUGGAAGAAACUGUAUGAAAGACAACAGCAGUUGCUAGAGAAAAUCAAACAAUCUGCUGUGUGGUAA
Apodemus sylvaticus (European woodmouse) is the source of this 1272-nucleotide messenger RNA. RefSeq names its product protein S-Myc-like. The record is from RefSeq and is a predicted model, not a curated record. Gene Ontology annotation, biological process: regulation of transcription by RNA polymerase II. The coding region runs from base 1 to 1272 and encodes 423 amino acids. The transcript is spliced from 2 exons. Gene Ontology annotation, molecular function: RNA polymerase II cis-regulatory region sequence-specific DNA binding; DNA-binding transcription factor activity, RNA polymerase II-specific; protein dimerization activity. Lineage: Eukaryota; Metazoa; Chordata; Mammalia; Rodentia; Muridae.